Chenopodium quinoa (quinoa) is the source of this 3492-nucleotide messenger RNA. RefSeq names its product disease resistance RPP8-like protein 3. Gene Ontology annotation, molecular function: ADP binding. The coding region runs from base 139 to 3492 and encodes 1117 amino acids. Gene Ontology annotation, biological process: defense response to other organism. NCBI's taxonomy places the organism in Eukaryota, Viridiplantae, Streptophyta, Magnoliopsida, Caryophyllales, Amaranthaceae. The record is from RefSeq and is a predicted model, not a curated record. The transcript is spliced from 5 exons.
UUGAGACAUAGGACAAAGACAGUACAUCCCUUCUUCCUGGGCUUGUGACAGCCAUAGACAGGGAACAAAAACUUUAGAUCCUAGGGCUGCAUAACAGAACUUCUGCAAUCAAAAUAGAGAGGAGGAGAGAGAAUCCAAAUGUCAGAGCCCACUGUUACAGUUGCUGUUAGGCGCAUUCACUCAUUACUUAAUCAGGAAUCAGAGACCUUGGAACCUGUUAAGGAUAUGUUUGAAGAGUUGCUGUCAAUAAUCGAGAAUCUUAGAAGAUACCUUGAUCAUCCAGAUGAAAACAGACUGCUCACAGCAACAUUUAACAAUUAUGAGAACAACAUUGAAAACGUCAUCUACAAAGUGACAUCUGAAAGCAGAGGAAGUUGUAGCAAUCUCAGAAGGUAUGUCAGUUCUGGGAAAACCACCCUAGCUGCAAAACUCAGCAAUCAUCCAGAUAUCAAAGAGCACUUCAAAUCUGUGGUGUGGGCAUCAGUAUCAGAAAAAAAGGAUGCUAAAAAUAUCUUUCUAGAAAUCUUGAGAAAAAUUCAAGGGAAAGAUGAAGCUGUAAACAGCAGCAUGCUCACAGACAUGUUGGCGAAUAAGAUAUGGAGUAUCCUAGAAGAGAGGCCAUAUCUGAUCAUUCUAGAUGAUGUGGAGGAUCCAGAUAAUCUCGCCUACCAUUUGUUUCCCAUGAUCCAGCACUUGAGUUACAAAAGCAAAUUAGUAAUUACAACUCAAGCCACCCCCAGUAAUCCCUACAAGCACUUGGAGUAUACUAUCAGCUCAUCUGAGAAUGCAGAUUCUCUGGCAGAAAGGUUAGCUACGAAAAAGACCCAUGAAUCAGGUAUCUUUUACAUGCGUGCAAAUCCAGCCACUGUCUUUCUCCUUGAGAGUCUUUAUAAUGAUUCAAGAGUGAAAGAACACUUUGAUAUUAGGGAAUGGGUAACAAUAGAGGACGACAGGGAUAUCAGACACAUUCUGCCUGACAUCUUACGAAAAGUAACGACGAAUUCCAGGGAUAGGAGUGAGAGUCCAGACAAUGUAUCAGUUAAAAAGCUUAAGGAGUCCCCUGAGAAAAAGAUUAGCCUGAUUGUUCUUCACCAAAAUGAAGAGCUCAUAACUGAAGAUGACCUCCUGGAUGCUGAUUAUCUAUUUAGAAAAUUAACAGGGGGAGAAGAACAAGCAGGAUUGUUUUCCAUCAGAGUUUUGGAUGGUUCUGGUGGCAACAAAGACCUAGCUAGAGAAUUGUAUGAUCAUUCCAUUGUCAAACAACAUUUUGAGGACAGGUUUUGGAUUACUAUACCCAAGGGGAAGAAUGCUAAAGCUGCAUUGCGUCAGAUCAUUGAUAGAACCAUGGGGAACAAUGCUAACAUAAAAGAAUCUAGCACAAAGAAACUGGCAGGUGUACUGAUUAGUGCUCUAGAGGAAAAAAGGUACCUGCUUGUUCUAAAUGACAUGGGUGACGCAGAAGACUUGAUAUGUGAAUUGGUUGCAGCUCAAAGUCGUACCAAAAUUCACAGAAGCUUCCUCCAAAGUAAGAUAAUAAUCACCGUUGGUAAUCCUCGAAUCUUUCAGCACUCCAAUUUCAAAUACUUCUUGUAUGAGAUGCAACCUCUGCCUGAAAAAGAAAGUUGGGACUUACUUUGCAGCAUAGCUAUCAAUCACGCAAAAAGUAGACAAAGGAUAGAGCAGGUAAUUGAUCAAUUCAAUAAAAUAUCAAAUGGAGAUAUGAUCAAUAUAGGUAAAAUGCUAGAACAUUGUAAUGGCAUACCUUUGGCUGUAGUUGCAUUGGGAGGGCUUUUAAGCACCAAAGAAACUGUUGAAGAACGGAAAACUGUGAAUACUUCCUUAGGAUCAAAGACACAGUCAAAUCAGGCGCUAGAGAACAUAUUAUUGUUAAGUUAUCAUGAUAUUCCUAGUGACAUAAAGCCAUGCUUCCUUUACUUCGGCCUCUUUCCACAACAUUCUGAGAUUUCGACUGGAAUAUUGAUUAGGAUGUGGCUAUCUGAAGAUCUGAUAACGUUAGAUUCUCCACCUGGUACAGAACAGACUUUAGAAAAUGUUGCAGCACAGUACCUGGAGGAAUUAGCUUGCAGGUGCCUCAUUCAAGUCAUGAGGAGAAAUCAUGUUGGAGAAAUGAAGACUGUCCUUCUGCACAACAAGAUUCAUCAAGUUUCCAUCACAAAAUCAACAGAGUUAGGAUUUCUUGAAAAUUAUCCCCACGCACAACACAAGCCUCUGCUUCAGGCUGCCACCCAUUCCAGGGGUGACGUUCCUGAAAUCAGAGAAAUGCUGCUACGAAGGGUCGCAAUACAUCCUGGGUAUGAGUUGCUUCUUUUAGUAGAAUCUAGUCCUCAAAGGGACUCUCACUAUUACUUGAAAUUCAAUGAAUUUCCAACACAGAGUUCGAAACUUCGAACUUUAGUUCAAUUCGGCAAACAUGGAUUAUCAGCCAAGGAUUAUUAUUUUCAGCAUGAUGCUCUGUUUACUAACUUGGAGCCAAUACACAAGCAGUUCAAGCUACUAAGAGUGCUGAUUCUUUGUGGGAGCAGAAUCAGAGCUCUUCCAGAACAUGUUGGGGAACUGGUAUUCUUGACCUACCUAGGAUUAAGGGCCACUGGGGUAUUAGAGCUUCCAGAAACCAUUGGGAAUUUACAACAAUUGAUAACCCUAGAUUACGUCGGUACUUUAAAGCCUAGUGUUUGUAAACAACUGCCCAAUGUUCUGGGGAAUAUGACAAAACUUCGACACGUAUAUCUACCACAGUAUGCACUUUCAUCUAUGAAGAAAUUAAAUCUCAGCACUUUACAGAACUUGCAGAUUUUAUGGGGUGUCAGCGGAGGUGAUUGGCUAGUAGCUGACUUAGGUAAACUAAGUGCGUGUCUAGUAAAGCUGGGGAUAGUAAAUAUUUCAUGCACUGAAGAAUUAGAGGCAGUGGUAAAUUGGCUAAACCUAGAGCACAAAGGCCCCAAAAAGCUUCAGGUACUGAAAUUGGAUUGGCAUAAGGCAAGACAAGAUAAGCUGCUUUUUCCUGAUAACCUUGACAGCUUUCAACACCUACACAAGCUUGCAUUCAUUGGAAGACUGAAAGAGGAAUAUAACUUCACACUCUUACCAUCACUAGUCAAGUUGGAACUGUAUUUCUCCCAUCUAGAAAAGUACGAUCCAACAGAAAAGCUGGGGCACCUUCCUCUCUUAAAAAUUCUUCAUCUAUGGAAUUCCUACAAGGGGACUCGAUGGAAUUGCAGUUCAAAUAUGUUCCUGAAACUCGAGGAGCUUCAAAUCUCACACCUGCCAAACUUGGUGGAAUGGAGAAUCGAAGCCGGUGCAAUGCCACAUUUGAAGAGACUGUCAAUAUUUAGUUGUCGGAAGUUGUCAGAGCUUCCAAAAGGGCUAAGGUACAUCAACCUGCAAGAACUGGAGGUUUUGGAUAUGCCAGAGUCAUUUAGCAGCAAGCAACAUGAAAUUACAGCAGAAGAAAAGGACAUCAACAUCAUAUAG